AGAGGCAGGCCACUCCAGAUUGGUAGGUGAGAGGUUUAAUAAGCAAGGGGAGUUACAAGGCUCGUCUUGAGUGGCCUUAAGACUAGUCGAUCUCUGCACUCACCCACCAGAAUCUUAAAGGUUUAUAUAGAUGCCUUAACUGGGUUCGGGCAUGUAUUCAGUCCAGGUGGUCUCAAGGCUGCAUCCUUGAAAUGGCUUGGGCUAUGGGAACUGGGUGGAACAUACAUUCCAAGGACAGGGGAGAGGGUAAGGAGCCGCUGAUUGCCAGGGUCUAGCUUGCUGGUCAACCAAUGGUCACAUCCUCUUGAUUACCUCUUCUAACAACAUGGAAGAAGUGAAAGAAAAAUGCUAAUGGGAGUUUCUUCUCUUUCCCUGAGUGUCCCGUUCACAUGGGCCUAUAGACAUAAUCAAAUCAAAGUUGUAAAGCCAACACUGAGCUGAGGGAUGGAUUCCAACCAUGUUCAGCUUUUCCCGGGGCGUCUGUGCUUAUGUUACUAUUUGAGCUGCUCCACUCAUUCAUUUUCCAUUUCUAAAGGAGAUGAGGGUGAAAAAGGAAAUCCAGGAGAGGAGGGAAAGCAUGGCAAAGUGGGACGCAUGGGGCCGAAAGGAAUUAAAGGAGAACUGGGUGAUGCAGGAGACCAAGGCAAUAUUGGCAAGACCGGGCCCAUUGGCAAGAAGGGUGACAAAGGGGAAAAGGGUUUGCCUGGGAUACCUGGAGGAAAAGGCAAAGCAGGGACUGUUUGUGAUUGCGGAAGAUACCGAAAAGUUGUUGGACAACUGGAUAUCAGUGUGGCUCGCCUCAAGACAUCGAUGAAGUUUGUCAAGAAUGUCAUAGCAGGGAUUAGGGAAACCGAAGAGAAAUUCUACUACAUUGUUCAGGAGGAGAAGAACUACAGGGAAUCCCUGUCCCACUGCCGGAUCCGGGGUGGAAUGCUAGCCAUGCCAAAGGAUGAAGCUGCCAACAUGCUCCUGGCAGACUACGUCUCCAAGAGUGGCUUCUUCCGGGUGUUCAUCGGGGUGAAUGACCUUGAGAGAGAGGGCCAGUAUGUGUUCACCGACAACACUCCACUGCAGAACUACAGCAACUGGAAGGAGGGUGAGCCCAGCGACCCCUACGGCCACGAGGACUGUGUGGAAAUGCUGAGUUCAGGCAGGUGGAAUGACACAGAGUGCCAUCUUACCAUGUACUUUGUCUGUGAGUUUGUCAAGAAGAAAAAGUAACUUCCCUCUUGCUGCACAUUUGUCAUUUCCCUGUGACUACCAUGGCAGUUAUUUUUAUCCAUCUUUCCUGUCUAAUUACACUAAAUUCAUUCUGACUCAAGGCAAGUGAGAAAUGCUAGACUGAGGUUUGGAAUCUCCAUCGCCAUGCUCGUCCAUGACGAUUUUGAACAUUUUCAUACACGGUAUGUUACUGAGCCAUAAGCUCACCAGGUUAUGGGUCCCAAGAGAGAGCUUGAAUUACUAGUUGUGCAGGAGGUGGUUGUCUAUGUCUCCAAUGAAGUUCUCACUUGGCAUUUGCUCUGCCAUCUCUCCCUAGAGCCGUAAACCACUGUCUAUCUGGCCCAGUGGAUAAUUGGAUAGUUGGUUGGGGAUGAUUAGGCGCCAAGCCAGACAUAUGAGAGGCUCUUCUCUUAGGAAUGUCAAGGUAUUAUCUGUCUUUGAACCCAAGAUCCCCAGUUCUUUGACCAGUCACCCACCAUGGCCAUAGCCACACACGCAAGGUCCUCUUCUUUGCAUACCCUCAGAAAUACUUCAACUCUAAGCCUUUAUAGGAGGAACUUCUAGCCUAGUGCCCUGUUCCAGACCAUAUGGAAUCAUGCAGAUAACUUCUGUUCUUCUGGUUGAUGGCCUUCACUGAAGUAUACCCAGCCUUGGCCCCCUUUCUGUAGGCCCACAGGUAAAUUCCAGGCCUCCAGAUAUUAACCCUGUGAUCUGAGGAAAAGGGAGCUCUAGAAAUUGAAAAGAAAAAAAAGAAAAGGCUAGCUCCCACACAAUGUUAUUUAUAACCCUCCUGCUAAAUUGCCCCCUUUAUUAAUAUGGCUCCAUGUUUCCUCAUCUUAAGUUUAUCCAUAGCAACUUUUCUCCCUUUGGGCAUGGAGAAUGAAGGAAAGGGUUUGUGAAGCCUUCAGAAAACUCUAGAAGCUUCAGGGUGCUACCAACACCAAGUCUCUAAGACCCUUGUCUGCCUCUAAUAUAUCAUGCAUGGUGACAUUUUGUGGGAGGCCCUUUAUUCUCUGCAACUGUAUGUUGUAAAAAUCUCACAUCAGUGAUGCCUUCAAGUACUUUCAAGUACAUCACAAGAAUGUGUCAAGUGUGGAGCUUGGAACGUGCCUGAGGCUCACAUUUACUAAGCUGGUAAAAUUCUACUUUGAACUGCAGAUCAAACCUCAAAGCAGCUCUAAAUUGAAAUUUUAAAAUAAAAGUUCAACAAAACCCUAGAUUAUCCCCUUAUAAACUGAUGCUCCAGUUAUAGUUUGUGACAUAUAAUUAGACGUUUAAAAUGCUGGCAAAACAGUUAAUGAGGGGCUUCCCUGGUGGCGCAGUGGUUGAGAAUCUGCCUGCUAAUGCAGGGGACACGGGUUCGAGCCCUAGUCUGGGAAGAUCCCACAUGCCUCGGAGUGGCUGGGCCCGUGAGCCAUGGCCGCUGAGCCUGCGCGUCCGGAGCCUGUGCUCCGCAACGGGAGAGGCCACAACAGUCAGAGGCCCACGUACUGCCAAAAAAAAAAAAAAAAAAAAAAAAAAAAUUACAAAGCAGGACACCAUAUCAAAUCCAAUAUCCUGGGGUAGAAUGCCAGCCAAGAGCUUGAGGAACAAGAAUCUAGAAGCACUUAGAGGAAAAGAAAGGGAUUCGAAAAGAGGAGAGAGGGAGCAGACAGUAAACAUUGCCUAUGGGCAGCUCACACCGGGAUCCAUGUUCUGAUUUGUUCUAAGCCCCCCAAGUAUGAAUAUUAAUUGUGUGUACCGUCCAUACUAUUCUAAUUUCUAUUAUGAUUAUUAUAAUAAUAACAACAUUUCUCUCAAUGACUCAUCGUUGCUGCCAGUGCUUCCAAGAGAAGAUGACAAGAGUUUCAGAGAUAGGAUUCAUCCUGAGACCUUGCCUGGGAGAAAUUUUGAAGGCACUACACACUUAAUUAGAUUUGCUAUAAAACUUACUUUGUGCUUUACAAAAUAAAUGUCUUCACAUAACAUUUUCCAUGUGAUCCUGAUAAACUCUGUGAAGUAUGAAGGGCAGACGUUUUUACUGCCAUCUUUCCAAUGAGAAUACCGAGGUCCAAGGAAGCUAAGCAGUUUACCAAAAUCAACUCAUUUGAAAGAAAAGCAGGAUUUCACUCUGCUGAUUGAAACUGUCAAUCCAGUGUUCUCUCCAGCAUAUGUUUUUUGGUCUUAUAUGGAAUGGAAUUUCAUCCACGAUUCUCUUAUGAUAACAGGGGCUCAAAUAAUCUCUCUUGAUUACUUUCCAAAGUUAAAGAUUAGGGUUAAUUAAUAGAAAUGCUGGGGAUUCAGAAACUUGCCUUACAAAUAUGGUACUCACUGGUUUCUUUUGAAAUUCAGGAAUGUCUACACAUGUCAUUAAUGUUGAGGAGGUGAUUUAGUUCAGUGUCACUACAGUUUUGCAAAUAACUACAGAUUUAGGGAAAGCAAGGCAGGUAUAUUAAAAUUAAGAUUUGCCAAAACUAAAAAUGAGCAAGUAAUUAUUUGCCCCAUAAGAGAAUAAAGUAGAUAAUUCCCUUCAAUAAUUAGCAUUUAAAAUCAAUUUCAUUCUCCAAAGUUAAAUGUAUAUUCAACUUUUCAGGAACAUAUCUGGGCACUUCCCAAGGAUGACAUAAAGGUUCCAGGGGAAGACAAUUAAAAAUUUAUUCACAAUUGCACAAUGCUGCCUUUUCAAAGCAACACGCUCUAUAGCCAGACAAGAAGAAAUAUCUUAUGUCCAGAGUCAUUGCCCAAACACUGUAGAAGGGUAUACAUCCUGUGUUGAGAGAAAUAUAACAAACAUUGAUUACACUUUGGACAACUCACCCAUAAAAACUACUGACAUUAAAGAAGAUGUAUUUUUUCCUGCUUAGAUGUACGAGCUUCUUUGAUUGUUAUUAACCAGUUAAUUUCCAGCUCUCUGGAUUGCAUACCUGGAGACCAUAAGAUGUCUGUGGAAUAGGACAGGUUAACUAAACAGCAGCAUGCACUGCGUUUGCCACAGAUGGUAUACAUACGUACAUUGUUUUUCAAUAUAGGGCUUUCUUUUACUGCACUCCUAACAGGUGGUCACACAGUCCAUAUUUG
Messenger RNA from Lagenorhynchus albirostris (white-beaked dolphin), 4278 nucleotides. RefSeq names its product collectin subfamily member 10 (gene COLEC10). The record is from RefSeq and is a predicted model, not a curated record. The transcript is spliced from 5 exons. NCBI's taxonomy places the organism in Eukaryota, Metazoa, Chordata, Mammalia, Artiodactyla, Delphinidae. The coding region runs from base 445 to 1221 and encodes 258 amino acids.